AUGGCAACGCUAAACCCUGGAGAAAAGCCGAUGAAGCCGUCACACUUGAAUCGUUUCUUUGAUCGAAUUCGCGGGAAGAAAGGCGAGAAAAAUGCGCAAUUGGAAAACGAGUGCAACAAAGAGAACACGCUCGUGAUGAGUAAUAAUCGCAUUUCGAAAGAUGACUCGGCACAGCACUGGAAAAUCGCUGAACCGCAAAGUGCUAAAGAAAAGCCGAGGUCACCGCUGCAACGACUCCGUCAACGGCUUUCACUGCGAAGAAAAACAGCCGAUCGAAACGAUGCUUCGCACAUUUCGAGCAAUGAAAAGAUUGACGAUUCUGGAUACAAGCCAACGAACGGGAACUCAUUCGUCGCUCCACGUUCAGCCGUCAGCGAGAACGAUGUGCGAUUCUUGUGCUUAUCCCAGGAUCCCAUCACCUCAUCCACCAUCACUCAAAAUGGCCACUAUCGCCACCAUUCAAAAGGUGCACAAUCGGGAGUGCAGUCGAUGAGUGUGGAUGACGUGCGGGACAGAGAGGCUUCCCCGUUUCCUGCACAACCCAGCCGAUCACCAUCAUAUCUCAAAGUCUCCCUCGGCGCUCACGGAUACUCAACCAGAUCGAAAGUUCCACUGGGCGAGCUCGGGUGUUCAUUGUCGAAUGUGGAGCGAUUGCGAUUGGUUCAUCAACAACAGAUCACCGGCAAUAUGAUCACAACUUUCGGAGUCGAAAAGCCAAAAACUCGUACUUCAACAUUUGAGGAGAGUCCCGACAUGGGUAAUCUCACGACGAGACCCGUCAAGGCCCUUGUCGCCAAAAUCGAGGACCUUUCGGUGUGCAAAGGGAAAUCCGGAGACAAAAGUGAUGAUGAGGAAAACGGGAAAGUUCAUCGACCACAACUCGUCAUCAUUCAGCCGCUAAAUGAAAAGGAGAAACCGCAAAAAGUCGUGGAAAUGGCUGAGGUAAAUGAGAUUCAAGGUGAAGAGGCGGAGGGUCGAAUUUUCGAUCAACCUGUUGUAGCUGUGGCUGAGGUCACCGAAGAAGCCUCACAAAUUGCUACACAAGAAGCUGGAGUUCAUGAAGAUUUUGCCACAAAAGUGUUGAGCAGCGCGGAACAGAUCGUCGAAGCCGAUACAGCAAAAGCGGUGGCCACCGUCAUUCAGGUUUUACCUAAAGAGAAUUUGAGAGAAGUGCGAGAACCAAUGGAAUCAGUGAACAGCGGUGAGCAAUAUUCAAAGAAGUUGGAUGCGAAAAAACACGAGUAUCAGGCAUUGAUCACAUCGGCUGCAAAAGACUGCAAGGUUCUUGAAUCUGAUUCAAAGCGGGAAGAAGCUUAUCAAAUCCUCCAAGAGAGUAUCGCAUCGACACAACUUUUUAUGAAUGGAAAAAUGAAACAAUAUGAGGGAUUGAUCGAGAAGAAUUUGAAUCCUGUCGUUGGAGACCCUUGCCCAGUGCUUGUUCCGGAUCUUGCCGGCUGGUGGGAUAUGUUGAUGAUUCAGUUCGAAAAGCUCGAUCAAAAGUUCGCUCUCGUUGAGCAGAUCCGACAAAAUAAUUGGGAGAAACCGGCGGAAAAAGUGACAACGAUUGAGAAGAAAAACAACAACAACAAUGUGAAAAUGUUGAAAAACAAGGAGCCGGUGACGAAAGAAAUGCAAAUGAAACGAGAUGAGGCUAAUGAGAAGCGCAAAAAGAUGCUGGCCGAGGCUCGUGAACGCGCAAAAGCCAAUGUUACCGAGAGUCAAAUUUUCGUCUCAUCCACCGACAAC
Mesorhabditis belari is the source of this 1746-nucleotide messenger RNA. NCBI's taxonomy places the organism in Eukaryota, Metazoa, Nematoda, Chromadorea, Rhabditida, Rhabditidae. The record is from the annotation of a GenBank genome assembly.